Pogona vitticeps (central bearded dragon) is the source of this 1675-nucleotide messenger RNA. The record is from RefSeq and is a predicted model, not a curated record. Lineage: Eukaryota; Metazoa; Chordata; Lepidosauria; Squamata; Agamidae.
AUGUGUGGACCUGGCUAGAAUCCAAAGGGGAAUUGUUCUCUGAGUCUGAGAAAAGCAGCUGCUGCCAGGAAUCUUCCAACUCUAGCUUGGAUCUUGAACUGAUCAGCUGGAGAGAAAAUGGAGAAACUACCGAGGUAGAGUUAGAGGAAAGCAGCAGCCAAGAGGAGGAUAGCCAGCUAGACAGUGGUGAUCUUGCAGCAUGGGAAAAAGACAGCGAAAGGGACUCAGAAGAGCCAGGAAGGUACAAUCAGGAGGCUCUCCUCAGGUUCCUAUCAGAGGUGACAAAAUUAAUGGAGCCACUGUGCAUUAGCAGUACAAACCUGGAACCAGCUCCUCAGACUUUCUCUAGUUCAGGGGAGCAGAAUGAAAGAGGAGUGUCAACUCACAAAGAAGGCAUAAAGGGAUCACUAGUCCAUAAAGACGAGGAGGCGGUGGGAGAAGAAAGUCCCUUGCAGAUCUUAAAGAGGGAAGCAAGGGGAAAUUCAGUUCCCCAAAGAAGUGAAAAGUGGGCACUUCAGGUCUCAGAAGGACCAGUACUCGUUAACUGGAAAGCAGAAGGAAUAGAAGAGCUUCAGGAUCUCAGGAAGGAGAAAGACGAUUAUCAAGUUCAGGAUAGCAAGUGUGAGGGGCAAAAGGUGCUGAACAUCCUGGAAGAGAGUGUAGGAGAGAUGAAGGAAGAUGAGGACUAUUCCCCAGAGUGUAUGGUUCAGAUCCCUCAUUACUGGAGAACACUGGGUGAAGAGGUUCCACUCAGUGUAAAGGAAGAGGUAGCUGUAGAGAACACAGAAGAGCAAGCUGAGGACUGGAAGGAUGGUGACCUCCAUCUGAGUUACACCAAUGAUGACUCCAGUCCCUGGGGAACACCCCAGAUGAGCUCUCCAUCCACGAGCAUAGCCUCCUUGCCUUUGAUGCAGCCGAACCAAGAUGAUUCACUCCAACAAUGUUUGCUCUUCAAAAAAACUCUGCUGUCCAUCUGGAAGAUGGUGGCUGGUCACAGAUACAGUGGCCCUUUCCUGAAGGCUGUUUCAGAGAAGCAGGCUCCUGGUUACAAUGAUGUGGUGAAAAGGCCAGUAGACCUUUCUUCCAUCAAGAGGCGUAUCUCCAAAGGCCAGAUUCAAAAUAUGGUCCAGUUCCAGCAGGAUCUCAUGUUGAUGUUCCAGAAUGCCAUCAUGUACAAUAAUUCCAACCACCACAUACACCGCAUUGCGAUGGAGAUGCAGCAAGAAGUCUUAGAGCAGCUCCAGAUGCUGGGUGAGGCUCUCCUGUGCACAGAAGAAAUGCAAGGCUUUGUGAGAAGGUGUUGAGGAGCCUGAUAAAUGAGGCCAGUCCAGGGCACAGAAGAUGGAAACCUAUUGCCUUGCCUCUCCCUCUAUGGAAAAAGUUGCUUGUUUAUUAGAGUUAGUUGUUUAAUAUCCUACUUCUUCCCUUCCAUAAGUUGCCAAUGAUUUUAAAUGUUUCCCAUGUUUUUUGGCACUCCUAUUUGUGUCUGGAAGUUACUGCUUUCCUAGACUCUAUGGGUACUAUACUUGCAUUGCUUAUUCCUGGGAAAAAACAGUAUCUUCUUAGCUGAAGCUUAGUGGCUAAGAAAUGAAGAGAAAGAAUGGAUCAUAGCAUUAAGCUAAAGCUUGUCUAUUAACAUAUCUAUUAACAUGCAUUCAGCUUUUGAGCACUAAAU